GAAGUCGGGAUAUCAGUUUAGAAGAUGAGACACAGUCUAAGGAGAUAAGAUACAGAGAUAAGGAUAGUAUAUCAGGAUCUCCAGAUAAGAAUAAGAUAAGAUAGGAGAAGAUAAGGGAUGGUGAUGGAUGAACCGAAGUUUGCGACUGUAGUAGCGACACACGACUUUGAUCCGGGAACUCUGGGGCUCAACAGAGCAAAGAGCCGUACCCUCCUUGUAUAUAAAGGCGACAAGUUCAAAGUGUUUUCCAUCCCCAACAGGGAGUGGUGGGGUGCAAGGUGCCUGGGUAACGAUACCAUCGGCUACAUCCCCUCUGCUUACGUCAAACCUAUCGAUCCAGCGGAUCAAGAGCACAUAAACAGCAGACAGUCAGACAUGGACAUCGCCGCAAUCGCAGCUAUCGCCAAAGAGGUGAAAAUCAACGCCAGAGCCAAACAGACUGCCACAGACAAGAAAAGCACGGAGCUGUCAAACGUGUUAGCAGCACGACAGAAGGGAACAGCAGGCCCUAUUAAACAAAGAAAGGAGCACAAGGUAGACCCCAACGAUGGUAUGUCGUCGGAACUGCAGAAAAUGCUCGCUAAGAGAAACAAAAUCAUCGAAGAGGACGAAGAAGUCAGGACCAAAGAAACCAACCGACCCGAGCUUUUCAAAGCAAUGAAACAUCGAAACAUUGCAAUCGCCCAAGACGAGGUUAAACCGGAGGAGCCUGCCGCUCAGAACGCCGAUGCUGACGACCAAGGGGACAACUACGACGACGAGGGUCCGUACAGUGACGAGGAAUACAGCGACAGCGACUACUCUGACGAGGAGUCCUGAACACUUAACACUCAGAUAAAACGACGGACAUGCUCACAGACGGACAUGCUCAGCUGGACUAGUUGUGGUGCAUAGCUAAUUGUUAUUAAAUCCAGAUUUCUUGAUUAGGGCUGGCCAAAUUAUAAGAUUCCAAAUUGAAAUGUAAAUGUCAUAUGAAAUUUGUAAUAUUACCUAAUUUUAUUGCCUGGUAUUGAAAUAAAGUGAUUGGAUUUUUGAUUUUUAUAAAAUCGAAGUGUCUUGUUGCCUGAUUGGCGGGGUCAAUCAAGGAUGUUCUCGAACCUUCGCAGAUCUCAUGUUUGACAUUUUACAGCAAUAUGUUUUAGUGCCUUUACCAACGCUCAAUUUUCUCUAGAUGAAUAUGAUUUUUGACGGUUCUUAUAAAAUGAUUUUCACGUGACGUGCUGACUAAUUGACUAAUUUACAAUAAUUAUUGAUUGUUUUUAUAUAUAUAUUACGGAGAUUGAUCUCUCGAAUUUUCUAUAAACGACUAA
Molecule: messenger RNA, 1310 nt
Organism: Bolinopsis microptera
Lineage: Eukaryota; Metazoa; Ctenophora; Tentaculata; Lobata; Bolinopsidae
Exons: 6
Coding region: 118-819 (233 amino acids)
Molecular function (GO): protein binding
Source: RefSeq, a predicted model, not a curated record